AAUAUAUUUUAUACUCAGAAAAUACUUUAACUAAUAUGUUUAAGAUUUCAUUAUGGUUCUCUUCAUUAGUCCGGCAGCUGCAAACUUAGUGCACAUGUUUUUUUUUAAAUAUAUAAACAAAGAUGUUCAAGGAAAAGUGUUUUAAAGGAAUAUGCAAUUAGUUGAAUCGAAAAAAUGUGCAACUCACCAGAUUUAGAAACAAUUUUUGGGCAUAACAAAAUUAAACCUAUAAAAUUUAAAGUACCACCUUAUGUGUCCAACAGCUUUAUACAUUUCUCAGUAGAAAAAAAAAGUUAUCCAAACUUUUAUUAAUAUUCAACAUUGUUACAAAAAAACUUUGAUAUGGCGAGCAUAGUACUAAUAGCUUGUUUGGCUGUCUUGGGUCUAAUUAUUGCAAUCGCUCUUUUUCUGGCGGGCGGAUACUUGUGGUGGAGACAUAAAAGAUCCCAAUUACAGUUUAUUGAGCCUAACGAAGACGAGGAAUCCAGUAGUUAUAGUCUUAGGGCUGCUCAGGACAUUGUUGACUCUGGUAAUCCACCUACAAAGCCUCAAGUGCCGACGCCGCAAGCUAUCACGACUCCUCUUCAAAAUAACAUUAACAGGAAAUUAAAUGGCUUUUUAAACCUUAGAACUCCUUUAAUUGGUGGUUCGGGGACUACACAAACAAAACCACAAAAUGCUUCAUUGGUUGGAAACGUUGGUGAUGGCACUACAAAGGAUUCCGCUAAUAAAAGUAUUUCAAUGACAGACAUGUACUUGGAUAGCACAGACUCAAGUGAAAAUGUUGGACAAAUACAUUUCUCUUUGGAAUACGAUUUUCAAAACACAACGUUAAUUUUGAAAGUUCUUCAAGGAAAAGAGCUACCAGCGAAGGAUUUAAGUGGUACUUCUGAUCCAUAUGUUCGCGUAACCUUGUUACCAGAUAAAAAACAUAGAUUGGAAACCAAAAUAAAACGGCGAACUCUAAACCCGCGAUGGAAUGAAACAUUUUACUUUGAGGGGUUUCCCAUUCAAAAACUUCAAUCUCGUGUAUUACAUUUACAUGUGUUUGAUUACGACCGGUUCUCAAGAGAUGACUCCAUAGGAGAAGUAUUUCUUCCCCUAUGCCAGGUUGAUUUUGCUGGAAAGCAGUCCUUUUGGAAGGCAUUAAAACCCCCUGCCAAGGACAAAUGCGGAGAACUCCUUUCAUCACUUUGCUAUCACCCGUCAAACUCAAUUUUGACUUUAACACUGAUUAAGGCGAGAAAUUUAAAAGCUAAGGAUAUUAACGGGAAAUCUGAUCCUUACGUAAAAGUUUGGCUUCAGUUUGGAGAUAAAAGAGUAGAGAAAAGAAAAACGCCUAUAUUUACAUGUACAUUAAAUCCAGUGUUUAAUGAAUCAUUUAGUUUUAACGUUCCAUGGGAAAAAAUAAGAGAAUGUUCCUUGGAUGUUAUGGUAAUGGAUUUCGAUAACAUUGGGAGGAACGAGUUGAUAGGACGAAUAUUAUUAGCUGGUAAAAAUGGUUCUGGAGCAUCAGAAACUAAACAUUGGCAGGACAUGAUCUCAAAGCCCAGGCAAACUGUAGUACAAUGGCAUCGCUUAAAACCUGAGUAACUUUAAUAUUAAAUCAAAGAAACCAUAAUAUUAACACCAGUGGGUAUAUCGCAUAAAAAGGUACAUGUACAUGAUAUAAAUAAGUUGAUUUAUACUUGCAUACAUAGCAAUGUCAUACAAAAUUAAAAAAAUUCAAAUCUGCACAAAGCUAAUGUUAUUAUGUUUGAAAAAUAAAAAAAUAACCAUCAAAUUUAAAUAAUGUAAUUGUUCUGAUGAGAACAAUAGUUUUAUACAUGCUUAUAUGUAGAAAAAUGUUUUGUAUGGACAAAAUAUGAAUUAUAAAACACAGUCCCAUUUGUUCAUUAAAAUUUAUAAAACAAAUAAAACCUAUUUUUGUUAAUUUCUCAUAUACUUUUAAUGCUUUACAAUGCUUCAAAACACACUAAUCAUAUACAUUUUAAGUCGAGGCUAUUCAAAACAGAUCAUUCCAACAUUUAAUAAAUAGGGAAGUUAUAAAAUUAAAAUGAAUUAUUUUUGGGGAAAACUAGUUUUUACAAGACCCGAUAUCGCUGUUUUAAGAAGAAAUCGGUAAGGGUAUUGUGUUGAAUUAUUAAUUCUAUCUAAUAAGACGUUGGAUAUGUCAAUCGAUGUAUAAUUCCGAGAAAGACAUCUGAUAAAUACAAUACAGUGAAACCAAGAAACUAAUAAAAAUGUAUAUAAUACGAUUGAAUUGUUAAAUUAUAACAUUAAAAUAGUCUAAAAAUCAAGAAAUGAGAUUGUUACAUGGUUUUAAAAGAAAUAAAAUGGAGAAAAAAUUUAUAUUAUUCUUAAAUAUUCUUUAAUCGCAUACUAUAUCGUAUUAUAGAAAUGUAGGUUAUUUGAAUAGAAAAUGAUUGCAUUAGCACAAUAAACCAGAACAUAAACAUUUUUUAAAGUGACUAUGAGAAAAUUAGCCAACCAUUGCCGGAAUAAGCGUCAACAGCGAGAAAACAAAAUAUGAGAAAGUAAGAGAGAGAAGAAAGAAUUAAAAUAAUAUAUUUAUAAUUGAUAAUUGAAACUGAGUUUAAAAAACGAAAAAUCGAAAAUACAACCCACCUUGAAAUUACAUAUUUGUUAUAUACCUGUUACAAUAUUAUUAAACUAAUUUAUUCAUAGCAGCAAAUAAAGCAUUCAAUAAGAGUCAAUAA
This is a messenger RNA of Drosophila gunungcola (fruit fly), 2720 nucleotides long. RefSeq names its product synaptotagmin-7 (gene Syt7). Gene Ontology annotation, molecular function: phosphatidylserine binding; SNARE binding; calcium-dependent phospholipid binding. The record is from RefSeq and is a predicted model, not a curated record. Gene Ontology annotation, biological process: calcium-ion regulated exocytosis; vesicle fusion; regulation of dopamine secretion. NCBI's taxonomy places the organism in Eukaryota, Metazoa, Arthropoda, Insecta, Diptera, Drosophilidae. Gene Ontology annotation, cellular component: membrane; axon; synapse. The coding region runs from base 343 to 1593 and encodes 416 amino acids. The transcript has 9 exons.